AUGUUCCAACUCCGUGCCAAGGCCACCAGCCUGGGGAAGACAGGGUUGCUACCCCAGCACUGCAAGCCCACUUGGCAGUCAUUUCUGGCCUCUGGUUGUCCUGAGGAGCCAGCCUUCCUGGAGGACGUGACGACCUGCCAGAAUCCUAAACCUCCGUCCAGCGCCUGCCCUCCAGCGCUCAGGAUCCUCCCUCUAAUUCAGCACCCUCCUCCGUCUCCACCCACUCCCGCCCCGGGAGUCCUCCCUUCCGGAAGACCGUCCGGGGUGACCGCACGCCUCGCCGACUCACCUGCAAUAGCGCGGGAGCCACCGGCGCACUCCUGCGGGACCCUCGCGGGCCUGCAGCCCCGAUCGCUGCCUCCCUCCCGAGUGGCCCCCGCACCGCCCACACCCCGCGCUCGCUCCUUCCUGCGCCACCCCGCCCCCGCUUCCCGCCCCCAGCCCGGCUGUCGCUCCGGCCCCCUCAGGCGGCUCCAGGGCCUCGGCGCGCGCCGCGCCUCCGCCUCCCGGCGGCUGGCCAAUCGCUGCCCGCAGCCGGCAUCCGAGUCCCGCCUCUAUCCCCGCCCUGCGCCCCCGCCUCCGAAACCCACCAAUGGGAAGGACGGCGCGGGAGCGGGCCCGGCGGUUGCCUAG
Molecule: messenger RNA, 633 nt
Organism: Chionomys nivalis (European snow vole)
Lineage: Eukaryota; Metazoa; Chordata; Mammalia; Rodentia; Cricetidae
Exons: 2
Coding region: 1-633 (210 amino acids)
Source: RefSeq, a predicted model, not a curated record